Messenger RNA from Botrytis byssoidea, 273 nucleotides. RefSeq lists its product as uncharacterized. The transcript has a single exon. The record is from RefSeq and is a predicted model, not a curated record. Bases 1 to 273 code for a protein of 90 amino acids. Lineage: Eukaryota; Fungi; Ascomycota; Leotiomycetes; Helotiales; Sclerotiniaceae.
AUGUUUGAAGAAGUUUCAGCAAUUGCAGAAGUACUAGCGGCUCCACUAGAAGAUACUGUACCGCUGGAGGAUGCUAUAAUCGAAGACGCAACAUUCGAAGAUAGGGCACUUGAGGAUCCGAUAUUUGAAGUUGUUCCAGAAACUUCUGAGGAUAGAGGAAUACUGGAGCUAAAUGUUGCGGAUUGGGAUUCCAAAGAAGACUGUAAAGUGCUGGAUAAAACUCCAGAAGAGCUUGCGCUAGCGGAUGCGGAUGCGGAUGCUGAUUCAGAUUGA